Molecule: messenger RNA, 471 nt
Organism: Trichomonas vaginalis G3
Lineage: Eukaryota; Parabasalia; Trichomonadida; Trichomonadidae
Product: protein of unknown function, DUF4106 family
Exons: 1
Coding region: 1-471 (156 amino acids)
Source: RefSeq, a predicted model, not a curated record
AUGUUAGUAUUGAAAAACAUGUUCCUUGACAAAAUAAAACCAACUACAGAAAUAAACGACGCAAGACUGAAAGAUUGGGUAAAAGCUUUCCCAUUCACAAAAGAUAUAGUUGGUAACAUGGAAAGAAAACCAGAAUGGCUACAAAAACAUAUAUUUGGAAACGAGCUUAUUCCAUAUGGACAGGCACUGUUUGAAGAGCUUGAACCAGAAACUCAGGACAGAGUCAUGCAAACAAUACGCAAAGACUCAAAUACAGACUAUGACAAACUCUUUCUAGGAUAUAGGUUACCUGAGAUGGGCGACCAGAGCCAAAAGGCAAAAAGGACAUGGGAAAUUUACAACAUACUAGGUGAACAUGAGGCAAAGAUGCAACAACUUGAAGCAGAGGGCAAUGAAGGAAAAAGAAGAGUUAAAAACUCAGUCAGGAAGAAAGUAAAGCUUGGUCCACGUGGGUUCUAUUAUGACAUAUAA